Exophiala dermatitidis NIH/UT8656 is the source of this 2208-nucleotide messenger RNA. RefSeq lists its product as uncharacterized. NCBI's taxonomy places the organism in Eukaryota, Fungi, Ascomycota, Eurotiomycetes, Chaetothyriales, Herpotrichiellaceae. The record is from RefSeq and is a predicted model, not a curated record. Bases 1060 to 1497 code for a protein of 145 amino acids. The transcript has a single exon.
UGUCAAUCCAGGUUGCCCACUCCUCACUGCGGCAGUGCAUCGUUCCAUCUUGCGCUUGAAGUCUGUCCCCUUCGUUCUGCCUGCUUGGUGAGAAGCAUGAGGUAUUAGGCAGAACUGUUUUGUGGUAGUGCAGCGCAAGAGGACCAGACGACGACUGACAGAUAGUAUCAUCGCAACGAGAUACCAGGCAGGAACCGGCCAGCCUGGCUCUCUGUCGUAACGCUGACUACUAGGUAAUGUGCAACAACAGCGAGAUCACUUGGCCUCGGGCGCCUACAUGCGUGGUACUUGAUGAUCUGGACUGAUGGAAAAGGCAAGGAAAAGGUAAGAUAGGGGUAAUUCGACCCUGGUCCUCGCCUAUCAUAAGUGGCUUCCGCACCCGUCACAGGGGCGCAAUGUUCUUAGGUGAGUCCAUCCAUCCGCUGGCUCCCGUGAGCAACUGAUAUGCGGCCUGAGACAGCAUGGCAUCCGAGGUGGGACAACAAUGUUUGGGGCGGCCCGGGUGGCGGGCGCUCAGCCUGUUCUGAUAAAAGAAAGACCUUGCAUGACAGGUGCUGUGGUAUAUAUCUAUAUCCGACCGCUUCCUCCCUUUCACUCCUUUUCAGGACAUCAUGCACAGCAAGUUCCUCUCCACAUUCCGCCGGAUCACAUGGUUUCCGCCCUUUCCACCCAUGACCCUGAGGAUAUUGGGAGACUUCUGAUCCCCCACAGCUAGCUCUUUCCGGGAAGUCUUGUCAGAUUGAGCUCAACAUUCUGCUUCAUGGCCGAUGAAUGGUUGAGGUAGAGAUCGCUCAGAGCUCACCCCAAGAACAUAGCAUCAAUGACCAAUUGAAACAGUCAGAGUCUGAUUGGCUGCUGUUGGUUUUGUUGGACACUGUCGAGCGCCGUCUGCCCAGGAUCGCAACAUGGUUGCCUUUUCAGUUGCCUUCUUCCCCUCGGUCAAACAAUUGGGUCGCACAUGCAUGUGCAAUACGCUGCCACUGCAGUGCGGAGAUUUUUCCUGCUGCCUAAGUCGGAACGGAACAUCUUUGUUCCAGUACGUACCACAGUCGUAGUGGUAUGUUGUAUGUGCUGUGGUAUGCAGCAGCAGCAGCAGCAACAGUCGUGUCCAAGGCAAAACGCAAAACGCGAAAUGGGGAUGAUCCAGGUGCGAGCCUCCAUUCCGUGGUCGCUGUCCGCCGUAUCUGGCCUGUAUGCGCACUGCUGAACGCUCACUGGGGAAGGGAGUGCAAGUGUGUACCCUUUGCCAACCGAAACAAAGGAAAUUCGUGCAAACGAGGGUAUCAGUCUGUCAUCCUCAGUGAACUUUUCGUUGCCGAGCUUGUCUAUGUUAUACUGACCUCAAAAGAAAGGAGUUCCUUCGCCCAACUCUUCCCACAACCCUACUUCCUGUGCGGCUCAUUGGCCAUUGAGGCGUCGUGCAGUUGUGCGAGUAUAACAUCAACUUUACUGUUCAACUGUUUGCUCCUCUCUUCUGGCAGGACCUGUCCCGCAUGAUACGGUCGGUCGAGUUUUGGUUCCUUGAGUCUGCGUUUCAGCAUAACCAUCUCGUGGUUAUUACGACCGGUGGAUGAGGAAGAGGAGAUUGACGGCGGCGAGGUGGAUACAUCGGGGCGGGUGGAAGCCGACUUGCUUGUCAUCGAGGCACUGCCCCAUGUGGCCGCGACGGAACUGUCGAAGAUCAGGGUCAGCGUGCUGUCAAAAGCCUACAUGUGGCAUCACCUUGACGACGAUUUCUCGUGGCUGGCAACAAGAGGUCGCUGUAAGGUCUUCCCGGGACCCAUCCACCUGGUACUGUGCAAGUUGUCUGCAAAAUAGAUGGUCUACGGGGCUUUCUUUCCGUGUUCAGUCUAGUUGCAUGACUCGAAGCCCGGCGGUGGGAGGCGACAGGCGGCCGGCGACUGUCUGCUUUCGUAAUGGGCUCUAUUGCUUCCACCUUGGUGCUUGGGCACGCCAUCCAGCUGUUAUGAGAUGAAGAAACGAUGCACAGACCUCAUCGCGGCUGCUGAAGCGGAUGGUGACCAGAAACGGCAGUGCCGCUUAAGCGGUGGUGGUGGGUGUGGUGGUGCAGCCCGUCUGGUACUAGGCAAUCACUGCAGGGAUCAAUAUGAGGGCACGAACGGUAGGUAGGAGUAGGUGCGAGUCAAAGGUUCGCUUGCAAGUGCAGGUAGGAAUGAGAAUGACAAUGCAAAUCAGAUGGUUCAGCAA